AUGAAGCCGCUGUUUGGGAAGAUCGUGUCGAACAAGAUGCAAAAGUCCGUGCUCGUGGAGGUCGCCCGCAUUGUCAAGGACCCCAAGUACGGCAAAUACUACAAGAAGACCAAGAAGUUUAUGGCGCACGACGAGGACAACACGUGCAACAUGGGCGACUUUGUGCGUCUGUCACCAACGCGCCCGCUGUCGAAACGCAAGCGCUGGAACGUCGAGGAGAUCACGCGCAAGGCCGAAGUGUAG
Hyaloperonospora brassicae is the source of this 243-nucleotide messenger RNA. The record is from the annotation of a GenBank genome assembly. NCBI's taxonomy places the organism in Eukaryota, Oomycota, Peronosporomycetes, Peronosporales, Peronosporaceae.